UGGUAGGGGGCUGAGAUGGCAUUUGGCUUUCCUGGGAAAAGCACGGUGAGCGCUGUGAGAAACGCAGGAGGGAAACGCACACCCCGCGCUGUCCCACUGCGUCUCCCGGCUGUCCCCAGCUCGGGGCAUCCCAAGUUGGUGGUGAUUUCCGUGUGUUCAGAAGUCUUCGGCUCUUUGUGCUCCUGCAGCCGUCCGCUGGCGGGGCCGUGUGAGCUCUUCGUGCACGGAGCACUCUUUGGGGCAGCAGACCUGCGACAGAGAAGGAAACAAAACUGCACAGAAUCUGACAAAAUGGCUCCAGAGGAGAGAAACAAAGAAAACUCUAAGCUGGGAAGAUCGCCAAAAUAUAUGUUAAUUCAGCGUUUUGCGAAACUUUUCUUUGGCUGUCUUGCGGCAGUCACUAGUGGAAUGAUGUAUGCUGUGUACCUCUCCACAUAUCAUGAACGGAAAUUCUGGUUUUCCAGCAGGCAGGAACUUGAACGAGAAAUUACAUUUCAGGGUGACAGCGCCAUUUAUUACUCGUUCUAUAAGGAACUGCUAAAGGCUCCUUCCUUUGAAAGAGGUGUGUAUGAGUUGACACACAACAAUAAGACAGUAUCACUGAAGACGAUAAAUGCAUUCCAGCAGAUGACCUUGUACCCUGAGUUGAUUGCCAGUGUAUUAUAUCAAGCAUCUGGUAGUGAAGAAGUUAUUGAACCAGUGUAUUUCUACAUUGGUAUAGUUUUUGGACUGCAGGGAAUUUAUGUGACUGCAUUGUUUGUAACCAGUUGGGUUAUGAGUGGGACUUGGCUGGCAGGAAUGCUGACUGUAGCAUGGUUCAUUAUUAACAGGACAGAUACAACAAGAAUUGAUUACUCCAUACCAUCAAGGGAAAAUUGGGCUUUGCCAUAUUUUGCAUGUCAAGUAGCAGCUCUCACAGGCUAUUUAAAAAAAAACCUAAAUUGUUCUGCAGAGAAAUUUUGUUACCUUUUGGUGAGUGCUUCAACGUAUACCUUCAUGAUGAUGUGGGAGUACAGUCAUUACCUCCUGUUUCUCCAGGCCGUGUCUCUUUUUCUGCUUGACAGUUUUGCCCUGGCACAGUCAGAGAAGGUGCAUGAAGUGUACAAAAUCUACAUGUUUUCUCUCUUCCUGGGGUAUUUAUUGCAGUUUGAAAAUUCGGCCUUUCUAGUGUCACCAUUACUUAGUCUUGUAGCAGCUUUAAUGCUCUCUAAAUACCUUCAGAUGAAUGUGAAGAAAGGUACAUUUGUGUCAAGAAUGCUGAAAAUUAUGUACAUUUAUUUGGUGCUCACAGUAACACUGACGCUAAACUUGUUACUAAAGAUGUUUGUUCCUCAUAAAGAAAACGAGCAUCUGCUGAAGUUUCUUGAGAUAAAACUUGGCUUAAACACAACUAAGAAUUUUACAAUGAAUUGGCUCCUUUGUCAAGAAUCUCUUCAGGCACCCUCCCAAGACUUUUUUUUGCGGCUAACACAGUCAUCGCUGUUGCCUUUCUAUAUUUUAGUAUUAAUUAUCUGCCUUUUUUCUGUAACUCAGGUCAUUUUUAGGAGAAUUUGUGGUGAACCACUGAAAGAGACAGUUAAACUUGAGGAUGGUCGAAUUGGAGAGAGGCCAGAAAUAGUUUAUCAUGUAAUUCACACAAUUUUACUUGGUUCUCUAGCGAUGUGUUUGGAAGGAAUGAAAUAUCUGUGGACUCCGUAUGUUUGCAUGCUUGCUGCAUUUGGUGUGUGCUCUCCUGAACUUUGGAUGACACUUUUCAAGUGGCUGAGACUGAAAGCUGUGCAUCCGAUACUACUGGCUCUCAUUCUGAGUAUGGCAGUUCCCACAAUAAUUGGAUUCAGCUUGUGGAAAGAGUUUUUCCCUAGGAUAAUGACAGAGCUUUCAGAACUACAAGAAUUCUAUGAUCCUGAUACAGUAGAGCUUAUGACGUGGAUAAAAAGACAAGCUCCUGUGGCUGCUGUGUUUGCAGGCAGCCCACAAUUAAUGGGUGUGAUUAAGCUUUGUACAGGAUGGAUGGUGUCAAGCUUGCCUUUAUAUAAUGAUGAUGAUCUUCUAAAAAGAAAUGAAAAUAUCUAUCAGAUAUAUUCAAAGAGGUCAGCAGAGGAUAUUUAUAAGAUUCUCACAUCUUACAAAGCCAAUUUUUUGAUCAUUGAAGAUUCAAUUUGCAAUGAAGUGGGACCAGUAAGAGGAUGUAGAGUUAAAGAUCUAUUGGAUAUUGCCAAUGGUCAUGUGGUUUGUGAGGAAGGUGACAGUUAUGCCUAUUCAAAAUAUGGACGAUUUUGUCAUGAAAUCAAAAUGAACUAUUCUCCAUAUGUGAAUUAUUUCACUCGAGUAUACUGGAAUAGAUCCUACUUUGUGUAUAGGAUCAACACUGUGAUAUCCUUCCAGUCGUGACAAAGCAUGCAAGCUUUUUUUUGAGGAUUGACUGUGAUGGAAUUCAGCUGGAAAAAUUCCUUUUGAUUAAGAAAAUUAUUUUUACAGAUACACGUGGGUGCAGCGUACUGACCAGUUUUUUGGGUUUGUUUUUUUUCCACCAAACUGGAACUGUUUGAACUCUACAGACCAACUGUUACAGAUGCCUUCUUUGAAGGAGCCAGGAAAAUUUGACAAUUUUACAGUCUCCACAAGAAAGUGUGACAGUCUUCCAUGUUCUUGCAUUUGUCUUCCCACUGUAAACCAUCUUAAUCUUCAUUUAACAGAUAUUUCUAACUUCAGUGUUAGAGAGCUGAUGUGGAUAGACUUUGGAAAAAGUUAUGUUGAAGAGCUCAUUUAAGUCACAUAGUUUCCAUUUUCUAGUAAGAAAUAAGUGGUGUAUCCUAAGUCAUCAAGUGUUUGGGUUUGUUUAAUAUUUCUAAUAUGUUUUCUUUGGUUACUGUGGUUUUUUAUUCUUCCUGAUUUCCACUAUAAACACUGCUUUGUUUAUUGAACACGUUCAUACAUGUUAUGUGUAGGUAAAGUAUUUGUAUAAAUCAAAUAAGGAAGAUGUUAUUUAAACAGUGCCAUAGACUGAGGCACUGAUCUCUGCAUUGUUGGAGACGUGUUGGAGGAAGUGCUUGGACUUGGACGUAGCUGUAGGAGUUGACAAAGUCAGAUUUUCAGUUUGGAAAGAGCUUGACUUCAGGAUUCUUCCAUGCUUACAUAUGUAUGCAUCUGAGCAUACGUGUGUUUUAGCAGCCAUCAGAAUGGGCCAGUAUACAACACUAUGCUGUACUUCAGACAGGUGUAGCAUGAUGACUAGGUUUGCUGCUGAGACUGCUGCUCUUCACUCCUGUGUGCAAGCUGGUGUGUGCGUGUGUGUGUGUGUGGCAAGGGAUGGGUGAUGGUCAUUUCAUUCAACUAAUUAUUUUGUGAUAGAUUAAGGUAGUCAGAACUAAUUUUAAACACUAUUAUCACCAUCAUUAAUCAGUAGUGGCACAGUAGUUCAUAGCUUUUUAUACAUUAAUUAUGCAGCUGUGCUGGGAACUUUGAAAACAUGGGGAAACAUUCUGUAGUCCUGAUUCCCUCCAAAAUUUGCCUUCAUUAUAUGGCCCCAUUUGUCUCUGCAACUUCCUUGAAUUUUCUGUUCAUCCUGUUUUGUUGCUAGCUGAGGUUCAUUCUCUCUUUCAAGAGAAUGAAUGAUGCUUUAAUUCCAGCUCUGGGCCUAAUCCUGGUGUUGUGAAUGGAAAACUCAACAAAAGGUAAUCAGAACUUGGCUGAUGUAGGUGCAGCUGGACAGAAUGCCAGGACUUCAGUUCUGGCAGAGAGUCCUCAUCACCAAGAGUUAUGCAGUUAUGGAUUCUUGUAGCACCUGGCCCAGAGACCAGUCUGUCAGGCAUGUGGGAAUGGUUCUUUGGGAUGCAGAUGUCUUUAAAGAAACAUCUGGCUUAAUAGAAUGAACCUUCAACUGAACAACCAUUCUGUAAAUGAAAGCUGCAAAACUACCCUACUACAUUUGCUGAUUAAAAUGCAAAUUCAGAGGGAUUGACUCUGAAAUUGUUAGGAACUGCAACGUGUUGAUGUGUAUGCAUGAUUCCUAUCUGCUGUAUGCAGAUAUGUUGCUUACUUUACACUGAAAAAUAGUGCUGAUGUUUCUAAACAUCUGUUAUCACUAUUGGAGUGAUUUAAAAGAGAAAAGCUUUACUGUUGUAAAUGUCAACGAGUCCGUAAUCUGUUUUUUUCUUUUAAUCUGGUUAUAUUUUUACGUCUGUGAGUUUAGACCAAGUAUUAAAAUUAUUCAUUGUAUUUAAAACCAGUGCUUAGAUAAACCCAUCAAAAAUACCCGAUUCGAUCAUUGGGAGAAGCAUUUAUCAGCGUAACUGGGUUAUAUGUUGGAAGUAAAUAUCCUUUCUAGGGAUGCAGUCAUUGUGCUCAGGAUAGCGUGCAUGUCUCUCUGGCCAAAAGCAGCCUGUUUAUUUGCUUAUGCACAAGUGUGUAUGUUUUGCUGCACUGUUACAGUUUCAGACUUUUCAAUUACAGUAUCAAGAUAAGCUUGUGAACUAACUUGGGUUAUGGCAGGCAAUCAGGAACCCUGUAUGUGCUAUGGAAUUAAUAACUGAAAGUAAGUGUAGAGUUCUGUGUACAACUUAAAUUUGUUUGAAUCACUGUCUGGAAUUACAUGUCUACGUGUCAGUGAUCUGCUCUCUUGUGGCUGAUUGUUCAUGAGCACUAUUUCAUACCAGCAAUAAGGCAUACCAGGUACCACAUUUCAGGGUUACAAUUGCACUUGGGUGGAUGAAGCUGCUCAACUUAUGGCUUCUUGCCUUAUAAUGCCACACCAAGGUGCAGCGUAUCAACUAUCCUGGACUGCCUGUUGUGUUUUACAGCGACGCUGUGUGCAUGUGUGACCACAUGGAGUGUAGUUUGAAUACUUACAUGUAGAGCACAUAUGUUAAGAGAAACACAAAUGAGGCCAACCGUACAUCUAAGGAAAUUACAUAUGUUGUAGCACAUUGGCCUUCAUACAUGUUUGGAUGAACAUGUUGAACUUUAUUUGAACUGUGACAUAGUUACUAUUAGUUUUGUCAUAAAGAUGUAUUCUUGAUACUUCAAUCGAUUCUGUAUAAAGAGAAUCAUUUAAGAUUUUUACCUUGCUUUUUAUAUUAGAGAAGAUUGUGUUGCAGCAUCAUUGGCGCAGCAGCCUUAAGUAACAGAGAAGGAGCCUUUUGCUGGGGGAAACAUCACUGUUGUCCCGGUCAGAAGGCAUGGAAGAUUCAUAUCUUGUGAAGAAAAUGAUAUUCUUGAAUUUCUUAUCCAGUUAUGGAUUAGCAAAAAUACUGUUGUAUGCUCUAGUGUCCACCUUCUGUGGGAAAAGAUGGAAACAGUAAGUUCUGUGACAUCCCUCGGAAGGACAACCAUGGGGCAUAACCACACCUGACUGGUGCACACAACCCAAGCUCGGUUUUCAACCCAGGUCGUGGGUUUCAGUUCCUCAGAGGUUUGGGGGAAUGUUUUGCAAAUUUUGAUCUGUUUUGCUGUAGAUGUUGCAAUUCAGUUGAAAUAUGUGCCUUGCGAGCUUUUAUUAAACAAACAAACAACUCCA
Molecule: messenger RNA, 5515 nt
Organism: Tympanuchus pallidicinctus (lesser prairie-chicken)
Lineage: Eukaryota; Metazoa; Chordata; Aves; Galliformes; Phasianidae
Gene: DPY19L4
Product: dpy-19 like 4
Exons: 19
Coding region: 16-2391 (791 amino acids)
Cellular component (GO): nuclear inner membrane
Molecular function (GO): mannosyltransferase activity
Source: RefSeq, a predicted model, not a curated record